This is a messenger RNA of Baudoinia panamericana UAMH 10762, 1480 nucleotides long. RefSeq lists its product as uncharacterized. The transcript has a single exon. NCBI's taxonomy places the organism in Eukaryota, Fungi, Ascomycota, Dothideomycetes, Mycosphaerellales, Teratosphaeriaceae. Gene Ontology annotation, biological process: riboflavin biosynthetic process. The record is from RefSeq and is a predicted model, not a curated record. The coding region runs from base 355 to 1176 and encodes 273 amino acids. Gene Ontology annotation, molecular function: 5-amino-6-(5-phosphoribosylamino)uracil reductase activity.
AACUUGCGGGCAUAAUACAUUGUACGAGACGCCGAGUUACGCCAAGUUCCCAUGAGGCGUUACGGACUUAUGGUUGUGGAAGCGUGGUUCGCUGGUCCACCGAAGACUGACCAAGCUUGGCACAGCCCUUCUCCGUCCGGGGUUCGGCACAAUUGGGGCUCGCGGCUCUUCUUCACGCCACCAGAGCAAACAACGCACGGAUUGGAGAGAGCACAUCGAGGCAACCAAUCGACUCCUACAUCGCGUUGAUCUCUACAGCCACCAAUAGCCACAUCACGAGUACUGGUCGGCCCGUGGUCAGUGGCGCUAACCCGCAGCCUACACUACGAGAUCGAAUGACGGGCAAUACAAGUCAUGGAAGUUAACGAGCUCUCGAACGCUGAGAGCGAGUUUCUCGAACCCUAUCUACCAACCCGUCAACAUACCUACGAUGAAAGCGUUGAAGCCGAGACAGCAAGGGUUGAAGGCGAUGAAACCGAUCAUUUCCCGUUCGUCACAUUGACAUACGCGUCGUCGCUCGAUGGCAUGAUUGCACUUGGUCCUGGCUUGAGAACAGCAUUGUCAGGUUCCGAAUCGAAGAGCAUGACUCAUCACCUACGCCAACGACACGACGCCAUCCUUGUAGGUAUUGGAACAGUCCUCGCAGACGAUCCGGGCCUGAACAGUCGACUCCCAAGUGCCCUGUAUAGGCUACAGCCACGACCAGUCAUUGUGGACCCCAGCCGUCGGAUGAACAUUAAAGAUUCCAAGGUCAUUCGCCUAGCAAAGAUGGGCGAAGGUAAGAAACCGCUGCUCAUCCAUGCCGACCUCAAUGGGAAGCAGUACUUCUCCGAAGAGGAGACGUGCGAUCGGCUCCACCUCGCGACACCGAUCUCAGGGGAGUUGCGAGGCCAAGAACGCCCAGAGAUCCCUUGGGAGUAUAUCCUCAAGUCGUUGAAAUUGAGAGGGAUCAACAGCGUCAUGAUCGAGGGCGGUGCGACCGUCAUCUCAACGCUGUUGGCGAAGCCUGAGCUCGUCAACUCGGUGAUAGUCACCAUUGCGCCGCAAUGGCUAGGGAGAGGUGGCGUGGGGAUUGCGCCAGUUUCGACGAACGGCUUGGUGGAGACGGCAUGGCAGCAGUUUGGGGCGGAUGCUGUUGUGUGCGGGAGAUUUUCGGUCGCCAAGCGAACGAUUUGAUCGGUCAGCGUUCUCAUCGGUAUAAGCAGCACUGCAGGCGUUUCUGGAUUAUGAAAGCGUCACGAGCGAUGGCGCUGGCGGGAGGCGAUCGAUGAUAUCCUGUCGUAUACACCUUUUCCCCCAUGCUCUACCGCCUUUGCAAUCAUAUCCGUCUCGCUGAGCUACUUAACGCUUCUCUAAAGUGCUCUCGGUGAUCGAUAUAUGUAUCUGGGAUGAGUGGUUUACCGACUCUGGGGAUCAAUAGCCUUGCCAGACCUUGUGGAGUACAAUACCUAGCACACUUCAGUUCUCGUCCUCCCGACUC